AUGUUUGUGCAUCUAUCGAUCAAAUCAUUUUUAUACAAAUUUAUCCAGCAUUCAACUGAUCAACAUUAUAGUCUGUUCAUAUCUAUCAAUCUAUCUAAGUCUAUUAAUAUCUAUCUCAGUCUAUUCAUAUCUAUCUAUCUAUCUAUCUAUCUAUCUAUCUAUCUAUCUAUCAAUAUCAUUCUCAAUUUGUUCAUAUCUAUCAUUCUGAUUCUCUCUCUCUCUCACUCUCUCUCUCUCUCAUGCUCUCUCUCACUCUCUCUCUCUCUCAUGCUCUCUCUCACUUUCUCACUCACUCUCUCUGACACUCUCUCUCUUACACUCUCUCACUCUCUCUCUCUCUCUCAUGCUCUCUCUCUCUCACUUUCUCCUCCACUCUCUGACACUCUCUCUCUUACACUCUCUCACUCUCUCACACACACACUCUCUCUCUCUCACUCACUCCCUCCCUCUUUCUCUCUCUCUCCCCAUCUCCAAACCACCCACCCAUUGUUUCACUCAUUUUUUUGUCUUCAUUUUUUUUCUCACUUCCUCAACUUCUUCCUCUUCAAAUGCUUUCUUCUUCUUUUUUUUUAA
Acanthosepion pharaonis is the source of this 573-nucleotide messenger RNA. NCBI's taxonomy places the organism in Eukaryota, Metazoa, Mollusca, Cephalopoda, Sepiida, Sepiidae. The record is from the annotation of a GenBank genome assembly.